Messenger RNA from Sporisorium graminicola, 201 nucleotides. RefSeq lists its product as uncharacterized. The record is from RefSeq and is a predicted model, not a curated record. The transcript is spliced from 3 exons. Bases 1 to 201 code for a protein of 66 amino acids. Gene Ontology annotation, biological process: mitochondrial respiratory chain complex I assembly. Gene Ontology annotation, cellular component: mitochondrion. NCBI's taxonomy places the organism in Eukaryota, Fungi, Basidiomycota, Ustilaginomycetes, Ustilaginales, Ustilaginaceae.
AUGAGGCCCGGUGCGAUCAAGCAGAGGGAUGUAGCCCCCGUACAGACGUUUGCCAGGGCUGCAGCCAAAUGCUCGGCAGAGGCACGCACCUACGGUCAGUGCGUGACAGCCAACUACGAAAACAUCGAGCGCAACAUGUGCCAAAAGGAGUUUCUCGCCUUCAAAACUUGCGUGCAGCAAAAGCUCGGUCGUAAAUGGUAA